This is a messenger RNA of Haliotis rubra (blacklip abalone), 1930 nucleotides long. RefSeq lists its product as uncharacterized. The record is from RefSeq and is a predicted model, not a curated record. Bases 280 to 1863 code for a protein of 527 amino acids. The transcript has 4 exons. Lineage: Eukaryota; Metazoa; Mollusca; Gastropoda; Lepetellida; Haliotidae.
GUACGAGGGUCGUCAGAUAGGAGGCUAGAAUACUGAUCACACACUAGCGGGCACCUGAAGGUUUUACACGUGCGCCAGAUCUGUUUCCAAAAAAUGGGUGUUGGGCGUCAACUGUGACUCCCAAACUCCACAGAUUCACACCAUUGCGGCCAUAUUGCUGGGUAUCCUGUUCAAUUAUUCACCGCAAAGGCCGACCAUUGUUUUCAUUGAAAGGAGACGGUUCAGGGUCUGAUAAAAAAUUAAUGUCAAUCUUGGCGCGGGGUAAUUAGAAGUGAUGGUAUGACACAAGCCCGUAUCAUCGACAUCAAAGAUGGUGGAUUGUUGCCAUGGCAACAACCAAACGAGAACCAUGAGUCUCAGUCACAUCUCGAUGACGUCAUACCAAAGAACUUUGACAAACUGCAUCGAACCGGUUUUCCCGAAAUUGAUACGGUCGCCGCUGCAAAUGGUUAUCUCGUGUGCCAAAGGUCAACAAGUGCAAUUAUUGAGGAAGAGGGCGAGGAAGAGGUGUUACCAGACAACCGCUGUCCAAAACAUGAGACGCUUCAAGCUGUGCAGAAGACUCCUAAAUGCAUGUGCAAUUACGGAAAGUCUGCCUCAGGAGACCAGCUCAAAAUGUAUUCGUUGUCCAACAGGAAGUGUUUCUGUAGUCCUAUUGACGAAGGAGAGGAAGGUAGCAUGUGCGCAUGGGGAGGUGCAAAGAACAAGGUUCGAACACAGAACAGUGGUGUGUCUGUGUCCAAAAGGAAGCCGUACAUUUCAGUGUUUCAGCGACUCUGUGCCGAUCACAAGUACAAACCAUACCACUUCCAACAUACGACUGACACCAGCGACCACAUGGCGCAGUACCGGAAGUGCCAUACUGUAGCGGAUGUCGGGAAAGAGGCUCGGCCGCCGCCCAGGUUUGGAGUUGACGUGCCAGAUCCGUACGCCAUCAGGAUUAAAAAUAUAUGCUCUAUUGUCAACUCAUGUGAUUUCACUUCUCUGCUCCCUGGUGACUCGGACGCAAGCUGUUCCGACUUCGGCAGCACGAUGUCCGCCGAGUCCGGGGUAAAGGAGAAGGAGAGGGGCCACGACAAGACGCCCCAGGGGGACAAUCCAAAACGAAAGAAGGGGGACAAACCGCACUUAACCAACACCCGCAGCGUUCCAUCCCUGACUCCCGUUCGAAACAAGAAGAGUGACUCCACAGAUCACCACAACCGCCGAGCAGACGACACAGCAGAAGAUUACAUAAAGGAAUACGAACGGCUGAGAAGGGAACGAGAGCUGCAGAAGUCCAACACACUGCCUCAGAUUCUGCUCCGAAAUGACGCAGAAGUAACAGUCAAACCUGGAUCCAGACCAAACUCUGACUUCUCAUCAGCUACCCAGCGGUUACUCGACCAGUUACAGUCUCCCUUUAAACGAUUUCUCCAAUAUAAGCAUAUCAAAGGAGGACAUGUGGAGUUCCUCAGAGAAACAGAUCAUCAAAAGUCCACCAGUGUUAAACUGUCAGAGUUCCUGUCAACGGCUCUCCUUGGAGACGGAUGUCUAAGAACAGGCUUCAGGACUUCCAAGGUAUCGAAGCCGAAGGUCAAGGACAAAAAGGGAGAUAAUAAAUAUACACCGGAUGUACAUCUUCCAGAGCUUGUUGGACGGACGUGUGAUACAAUCAAGGAUUCUAAGAGAGGUCAGGGGCCUAGUGAGUCUCAGGCUUGUGGUAAUGUUUUAUCAGUGUCCUUUGAUGAUAUUGAAGUGCCAAAGAGCAAAUCCUUACAUAAAUCAACUAAUCCCAGUGCAAGAGAUCAGCUUCCAAUAGAAUACAAGAUAAAGAAAAGACAGAUGCAGAAAGUAGUAGACCUAAUGUCCAUAGCAAGGUAGACCCAAGGUUGCAGGAUCUGUCAUAAGUCAGUGUUUGUCAUCAGUUGAAAUAAACCAUUUGUCAGUC